Messenger RNA from Phasianus colchicus (ring-necked pheasant), 2932 nucleotides. It is a transcript of the gene RASSF9, whose product is annotated as Ras association domain family member 9. The record is from RefSeq and is a predicted model, not a curated record. Lineage: Eukaryota; Metazoa; Chordata; Aves; Galliformes; Phasianidae. Gene Ontology annotation, biological process: intracellular transport; signal transduction. Gene Ontology annotation, cellular component: trans-Golgi network transport vesicle membrane; cytosol; recycling endosome.
UCUCCCAGCAAAGACAUGGCUUCAAAUGAACGAGAGAUUGUGGUGUGGGUUUGCCAAGAAGAGAAGAUUGUAUGUGGCCUGACAAAGCGCACAACAUGUGCAGAAGUGAUUCAGGCUCUGCUUGAGGAACAUCAAGCAACAUUUGGGGAGAAAAAAGUCCUCUUUGGAAAACCUAGUGAUUACUGUAUUGUAGAAAAAUGGAGAGGCUCUGAGCGAGUCCUUCCUCCUUUGACAAAGAUUCUGAGACUUUGGAAAGCCUGGGGAGAAGAGCAGCCCAAUUUGCACUUCGUGUUGGUAAAGUCCGAUGCUUUCCUUUCUUUUCCAUUGUGGAAAACAGCUGAAGCUAAGGUAGUACAAAAUAUAGAAAAGCAGUGGGAACUCAGCCCAGCAAAUUACAUGAAGAUGUUGCCAAUUGACAAGCAAAAGAAAAUUGUUAGAAAGACUUUCAGGAAACUCGCCAAACUUAAACAGGACAGUGUUCAGCAAGACAGAGAUAAUAUGGAGACACUGAUUCAUUUAAUCAUAUCUCAAGAUCAUACCAUUCAUCAGCAAGUCCUUAGAAUGAAGGAACUUGAUAUGGAAAUCGAAAAAUGUGAAGCAAAAUUCCACUUAGACCGCGUUGCCAAUGAUGGAGAAAAUUAUGUGCAGGACUCAUAUUUAAUGAUCAACCCAAGUGAGGCUGAGCAGCAAGGGAGUAGGGCAGAUGAUCAAAAAGAGAUGCAUGAUUAUUUCAGCAAAAGUGAGGGAAUUUUACAGGUUGAAGAGAGACUAAAACAUCACAAACAAUUAAUAGAGAAGCUGUGUGCUGAAAUAGAAAAAGAGGUACAUGGUAUAUGCUCAGAAAAAAAUGAAGAUGUUGUUCAUACAGAAGGAGCUACUAACACUCAGCUGGAAAACUCAGAUUUGGACAGUGUAAAGUACGAGCUGGAAAAAAGUAUGAAAGAUGGUCUCAGAAUCAAUUCAUACCUGAGCUGCGUUCAGAAAGAACUUACCUACAGAGACUCGCUGCUUCAAAAGAAGGAAAAAGAAUAUGAACUUCUUACAGAAGAAUUUAAUUUACUACAUGUUAAAGACAACAUUGAAGUGAGGCUUCCAUCAAACGAGGAGCUGCCUAAGGGCAGUGGCAUCUCCAGUAACAGCACUGCAGUUCCUGAUUUUGUUCAUAGAGUGACUAAUUUGGACAUAAACGACACUGACUCUGACACUGGAAUUAGCUCUACACACAGUCAGGACUCCGAAAUAACUUCUGGGGACAUGGUACUGUUAUCAACAUAGUUGAAAACAGUCAUGAAUUUAUGAGAAGUCAUUUUUUGGAGGACAUGUUUAAGAAUAGAUGAGACUUGUUGUCUUGGAAGUUCAUCCCUUCAAUAUGUUAAAAAUGUAGCACAGCUCUAGAAAAGUAAACAGUAUCUGUAUGCUUAAAAGUGCACUUGUUUUUAAAAGCACAGGCAGUCUCGAGUAGCUGUGAAUGCAUUCACAGCUAAUACAUGCAAGGCUGUAGGCUUUGCUAAAUCCAGACAGACUCUUCAGUCUUUGUAAUAUUGAUAUUCAGUGAACAGGGGCAUUCUGACUUGUUUGGACCAAAAGCCUGUAGAUUUGACAUCUGUUAAUCUUUAAGUCCACCUCUACAUCUCUCUUAACUUUUUUGAAAAGUGAACUAGAGAUUAUAUGGAGAGCUUGAUCUGCUGUUACAAUAGUUUUAUUCAGCUGGAGUUUCCUUGGCAUGAAGCUGCUGUAAAGGAAUAUAUAAUCAAGCAUAUAGACUCUUAAAAAUAUUUAUGAUGCUUUAAAACAAACAAAAAAAGCAAUUUUGUUUGUGUAACUUAUAACCCAGUUUUGAGUUAAUAGGAUGAUAAUUUCAGAAACACUUCAAUCCCACUUUAAAAAUGACCAUACUCACAUGGAUUGUUAAUUUCCAUUUUCUUUCAGCAGCAUCCAACUGCUGGUAAAAUCCUUGAAACUCCCACACUUCUGCUCUUACUCGGCAGUUGCCGUGGUGAUGCUAUGUGGACACAAUUUCUGCCAGCGGGCAUGUCAGAACUGCCUGCCUCCUGCUUCUGUGAGUUGAUAAAUCCCAAACUCACACCUAGCCCCAGGGGCAUUUUCAGGAAGGCUUUCUCCUGCUUAUCUCAACAGUAGGAUCUAGUGACUUGGGUCUCCUUAGAUCAUGACUAUGAAAUCAAACAUAACACGAGAGACAGGCCGGGACCAGACAUUUUUUACUAUCGGUUCCCAAUGGCCAGGUCGUUAAGCUUCUCAGGUAGCAGACAGAUUGUCAAAUUCUGUCUGAUACUGAUUUGGAGCAGGGAUACAGACAUGAAUUGCUAUUUCCUUGAUAGGAGGACUUAGGAUACAGCUAAAGCUGGUCCACUCUAUAUAUCUAAUUAAAUAUUGGGUCACAAAGGGAACAAAAAAGAAUAGGAAACAUGAGAUUUUUAUAACUAUGUGGUUUACUCAAAUGAUUUAUCUUAGGAUGUAGUCAUUAAUCUCAAAUCCUUCUUCAAUGAAUGCUGCAAAUUCAGAAUUAGGUGUAUAAGUCUUAGUUACUGAACAAGGUUUCUAACUCUGAGCUAGAGACUGCUGACAGAAAGAACACUGAAUAAUUUCUGGGUUGCACACUGAGGAUUGCUAUGUUUAUAUUUUGCAGAUCAAUUUGUUUUAUGCUUUUGAAAAUAUAAUGUAAAUCUGAAUAAGUGAAUUGAAUGGAGAAAUAGUUACUAAAUGAAGUUUAACUCCAACAGAGUUCAAACAUAGCCUGCAAAAAAGAAAGCUUACAAAGUGAGUGAAAGGGCUAUACCUAGAUAGCAUAAAGGUAGAAUACUUCCAGAUGCACUGCUUUCUUUUCCUGUAUUUUUGUUCUCUUAAAUGUUUGCCAGACAACUGUGCUCUGGAAUGACAGAAUUGUCAGGACUGCUGAUUAGCACAUAUUACA